CUAUGAUUUGAGCAAUUCUCGGUACUCCUGGCUGUCAUUUUAUAGGUUAAGUUCGGUUAAAUUGUUAGGACACGUGCUUGGGUGUGGAGGACGGCGAAUGGGAAUAAUUAUUUAAUAGACUACAGAUUCCAGAAAGCAACAUGGAGUACAUGGAGAAAAUCGAAAACCCCGCACACACGGUUGCUAAAAUAUUGUGCUGCGAAUGCGGUACUCCGAUCGAGCCGAAUCCUGCUAAUAUGUGCGUGGGGUGUUUACGAGUUCAUGUGGAUAUUACGGAAGGGAUUCCAAAGCAAGCGACGUUGAUCUUCUGUAAAGGAUGCGAAAGGUAUCUUCAACCUCCGAUGGAAUGGGUUCACGCACCUUUGGAAUCCCGAGAACUUUUGUCGUUGUGUUUGAAAAAAUUGAAAGGUUUGAAUCGAGUGAAACUUAUCGAUGCAGGAUUUAUCUGGACGGAACCUCAUUCGAAAAGACUUAAGGUGAAACUGACGGUGCAUGGCGAAGUUCUUGGAGGAGCAGUUUUACAACAAGUAUUUGUUGUGGAGUAUAUCGUUAAUAAUCAAAUGUGUGACACUUGCCAUCGUUCCGAAGCCCAAGAUUUCUGGCGUGCAUCGGUACAAGUUCGACAGAAGGCUAUAAAUAAGAAAACUUUCUAUUACUUGGAGCAGUUGAUUUUGAAACAUAAAGCUCAUGAACAGACUUUGGGUAUCAAGCCUAUACAUGAGGGCAUUGACUUCUUCUACGCUAAUGAAGCAGCGGCUAGAAAAAUGGUUGACUUUUUAGUAGCUGUUCUACCUUGCCGCUAUCAACAUGCAAAAAAGCUAAUUUCGCAUGAUAUUCAUAGUAACAUCUACAACUAUAAAUUUACAUAUAGUGUAGAACUUGUGCCAGUAUCCAAGGACAGUGUGAUUUGCCUUCCAAAAAAAUUAACUCAACAAUUGGGUGGAAUAAAUCCUGUCUGUCUUAUGUAUAAGGUUACAAAUUCCUUGCACCUAAUAGACGUGGCGACUGGACAAAUUGCUGAAGUCAGUUCUACGGUUUACUGGAGAUAUCCUUUCAAUUGUAUCUGUAACCCGAAACAGCUAAUAGAGUAUGUAGUUAUGGAUAUUGAACCGAUUUCUGACAAAGACAAGAAAGUAUUUCCAGGUCAAGGAGCAAUUUCUCAUAAGCACAUUAUAUCAGACGUUUGGUUGGUCAAAGCUAGUGAACUAGGAGUUAACGAGAACAUGAUACAUGCAAGGACACAUCUGGGACAUGUCUUAAAGCCUGGUGACUCCGCUCUUGGAUAUGCUAUCAGUGACACUAACAUCAACGAUCCGUAUUUUGAUAAAUUAGACAAAGAUUCUACUCCUGACGUUAUCCUGGUGAAAAAGUUUUAUGGACAUGAUAAGUCUGCUCGUCGCAGAGCUAGAAUGUGGAAGUUGAAGCGAUUGGCUGGAGAAAUGAUUAGCGUCAGCACUGAAAACAACGAGUAUAACGAAUUCCUGGACGAACUGGAAGAAGAUGCAGAGCUCCGACAGAAUGUAAACAUUUUUAAAGAUUCAUCCAAACAGAUCCCCAUUGACACGAACGAGCUGGACCCAACUAUCCCACAAAUUACUCUCGCAGAGAUGCUGGAUGAUCUUGUAAUUGAAGACUCGGAUAUGUACGAAAUUUUCGACUAAGAAAUAAAAGAGAAGUGAACUUGGUCAAUGGCAUUGCCCUGAACUUCUGUAACGGUUUACGGAAA
Messenger RNA from Orussus abietinus, 1726 nucleotides. RefSeq names its product 60S ribosomal export protein NMD3 (gene Nmd3). Bases 141 to 1661 code for a protein of 506 amino acids. Lineage: Eukaryota; Metazoa; Arthropoda; Insecta; Hymenoptera; Orussidae. The transcript is spliced from 11 exons. Gene Ontology annotation, molecular function: ribosomal large subunit binding. Gene Ontology annotation, cellular component: nucleus; cytoplasm. The record is from RefSeq and is a predicted model, not a curated record. Gene Ontology annotation, biological process: ribosomal large subunit export from nucleus.